AUGGAGAAACUACCAGCUUCGUUGCCGUGGGAUUAUGCCCUACACCUCAGUUGUUACUAUCACAACCACUGUGGUCCGUCACCUACCCCUUCUGACUGUGCACUCGGUCAGUCUCGUGGCCCAAUCCGCUUAUUUACCGAUGAGAUCGAGGAGUAUCCCCAUGAGUCUAUCGAAGAGCUAUGUCAAUCUUACCUCGAUGAGAAGGGCUACCUUCGCUUCGGAGGAGCAUGCGCUAAUGCUAAUGUUCUACAAACCUCUGGUGCUACUGAGCUAUUAAAACCAGGUACCAAGAUUACGUGGAAGAAGAAUUUGGAGAUUCGUGAAGCCGUCGUAUGUACUCCUCCUUCUGGGCUACAACCGUCCGGCUAUGACUCUGACUCCCCUCCAUUACAUGAUUACAUGAUUACAUGGUAUCUAUAUCCCAACUUCCGUACUUGUUGGAUAAAAUAUCUAGACAACGACACCAAGGAGGUGAAGAGAGUUCCUAUAUCUCAGAUAUCACUGAGGAGGGAGGAUAUCACCUUGGUUGAUCAACCACUACACUCAUUACCAGGAUCCAUUGGUGGUCUCCGUAAGGAUGAGUUCAUCGUGGUGAAUGUCGGUGCUGAUCCACCUUGUACUCGCAAAAAUUCUGGCUGUUGGUCCUACCUGGGUUGA
Perkinsus marinus ATCC 50983 is the source of this 657-nucleotide messenger RNA. RefSeq lists its product as hypothetical. The transcript has a single exon. NCBI's taxonomy places the organism in Eukaryota, Perkinsozoa, Perkinsida, Perkinsidae. The record is from RefSeq and is a predicted model, not a curated record. The coding region runs from base 1 to 657 and encodes 218 amino acids.